Lacerta agilis (Sand lizard) is the source of this 761-nucleotide messenger RNA. RefSeq names its product adenylate kinase 3 (gene AK3). Bases 47 to 736 code for a protein of 229 amino acids. The transcript has 6 exons. The record is from RefSeq and is a predicted model, not a curated record. Gene Ontology annotation, molecular function: ATP binding; AMP kinase activity. Gene Ontology annotation, cellular component: mitochondrion; cytoplasm. Gene Ontology annotation, biological process: nucleobase-containing compound metabolic process. Lineage: Eukaryota; Metazoa; Chordata; Lepidosauria; Squamata; Lacertidae.
GGCAGCCGGAGCCUCGGGGAGCGAGCGGAGCGCGCUUGGCUGAGCGAUGGCGGCGCGGCGGGCGCUUCUGCUGCGCGCCUUGAUCAUGGGCCCGCCGGGCUCCGGCAAAGGCACCGUGUCGGCGCGCAUCGUCCAGCACUUCGCGCUCAAGCAUCUCUCCAGCGGAGACAUCCUGCGCGAGAACAUGAACCGCAAGAGCGAAAUUGGUCUCCUUGCGAAGUCGUAUAUUGAUCAAGGCCGGCUGAUUCCUGAUGACAUUAUCACGCGGCUGAUGCUCAGUGAACUGAAAAACCUGGAGCAAAACAGUGUGUUGUUGGAUGGCUUCCCUAGGACUGUUCCACAGGCCGAAGCUCUGGAUAAAGUGUGUCCAAUAGAUACGGUGAUUGACUUGGAUGUGCCUUUUGAGACGAUCCGGCAACGCCUGACUGCCCGCUGGAUCCAUCCUACCAGCGGCAGGGUCUACAACCUUGAAUUCAACCCUCCCAAAGUCCCUGGUUGUGAUGAUAUUACUGGAGAGCCUCUUGUCCAACGGGAUGAUGACAAACCGGAAACAGUUAUGAAGAGGCUGAAAUCUUACGAAACUGAAACCAAACCUGUCCUGGAGUAUUAUCGCCGGAAAGGCGUGUUGGAAUCUUUUUCGGGAACAGAGACCAACAAGAUAUGGCCCCACAUUCAUCGUUUCCUUCAAACCAAGCUGCCUGAUAUGAGCCAGAAGGAAGCGUCUACCUACAGAUGAAGGAAGAUCCAUUACUGUACUGACA